This is a messenger RNA of Pan troglodytes (chimpanzee), 495 nucleotides long. RefSeq lists its product as uncharacterized. The record is from RefSeq and is a predicted model, not a curated record. The transcript has a single exon. NCBI's taxonomy places the organism in Eukaryota, Metazoa, Chordata, Mammalia, Primates, Hominidae. The annotation marks the transcript as partial.
CCACACUGUGGAAAAUACCUUUGCAGACGUGGCACCCGAGUGCACACACCGACCGCCACAUGUGCUUUUCUGCUGGGAAUCCCUGGGGUGAACGCAUGUUUUAUGGGCGUUUCCAGGAGCGCGCGUGCACCUCCUGACGGGGAGCUGGCGGGCAGGGGUGGCAGCAGCAGCUCUAGCCUUGGGGGGACAAGCCUCUCUCAGCCACGCCAGGGGAAAAGAGAGUUAAGGACACUCACCCCCACCCACGCACACACACAAGGCAGCGUCGGGUGGGAGAGAGAAGGCCGUUUCUCCUUCUGUAGCCUGGGUCUCCCACGGGCCUUCCCCGGUGCUGAGCGAGACACCAGUUGCCGGGUGAAGGGCCACAGCGGGCCAGGCCCCGACCCUGUCGUGACCCACCUGGGCACCUUCCCGGACCAGCUCCGCCUCCCCUGCCCUCCUCUCUCCAGGAAGGAGCCAGAACCCUCACCCCUCUCCCACCCUCCCCAGGGGUAA